This is a messenger RNA of Maniola jurtina (meadow brown), 1783 nucleotides long. RefSeq names its product DDB1- and CUL4-associated factor 7 (gene wap). Gene Ontology annotation, molecular function: protein binding. The coding region runs from base 349 to 1407 and encodes 352 amino acids. The transcript is spliced from 7 exons. The record is from RefSeq and is a predicted model, not a curated record. Gene Ontology annotation, cellular component: nucleus. NCBI's taxonomy places the organism in Eukaryota, Metazoa, Arthropoda, Insecta, Lepidoptera, Nymphalidae.
UGGUCUGUCAAAAAAAAAAAGUAAAUUUUUUUUGCUGUGCCUUCAAUAUUUUGCUGGUUUUAGGAAAGCCGAAAAAUGUUAUAUUGUUUCACUUAAAAUUACAAUAAAUAUAAGGCUAGCAUAUUUUCUUUUCAUCAUAUUGUACGCCAAGAUCAUUUUCAACAAUCGUGUUGUCUCCUGAUAAAAAUAAACCCAAUUUACCGCUUCAUAUUAUAACAUGCUAACCAUGCUAAAUAAAAAUAAAUGAACAAAAAAUUGCAAUUAAAAGUUGUUCAAGGAUUUUAUAGAAGGAUUAUUCGGUGUGAAGGUGUAUAUUUUGUGAUUACGUAAAUCGAUAGAAACAGAAACAUGUCGAUGCCACACAGCAGUUCAAGCACAAGUUCUAGUACAAAACGCAAGGAAAUAUACAAAUAUCAAGCACCAUGGCCACUGUACUCCAUGAAUUGGUCAGUGCGACCAGACAAAAGGUUCCGCCUAGCUCUUGGGAGCUUUGUUGAAGAGUACAACAAUAAGGUUCAAAUAAUAUCCUUGGAUGAAGAGACAAGUGAAUUCAGUGCCAAGUCUACGUUUGACCAUCCGUACCCCACCACUAAGAUCAUGUGGAUACCUGAUAGCAAGGGAGUGUACCCUGACUUAUUGGCUACAAGUGGUGACUAUCUCCGCAUAUGGCGCGCGGGCGAACCAUACACACUAUUUGAAUGUGUCCUCAAUAAUAACAAGAAUUCCGACUUCUGCGCGCCCCUGACUUCGUUUGACUGGAACGAGGUAGACCCCAACCUGAUUGGGACCAGCAGCAUUGACACAACUUGCACCAUCUGGGGGCUGGAGACGGGGCAGAUGUUGGGACGUGUGAACGAGGUUACUGGACAUGUGAAGACACAGCUUAUUGCUCAUGACAAGGAAGUGUACGACAUAGCCUUCAGUCGCGCGGGCGGAGGGCGCGACAUGUUCGCGUCGGUGGGGGCCGACGGCUCCGUCCGCAUGUUCGACUUGAGGCAUCUGGAGCACUCCACCAUCAUCUAUGAGGACCCACAACACACCCCCCUGUUGCGACUAGCGUGGAACAAGCAGGACCCUAACUACCUGGCCACCAUAGCCAUGGACGCCUGUGAGGUGAUCAUCCUGGACGUGCGGGUCCCUUGCACGCCCGUGGCCCGCCUCAACAACCAUCGGGCCUGCGUCAACGGCAUCGCCUGGGCGCCACACAGCUCCUGCCACAUUUGUACAGCAGGCGAUGACCACCAGGCGCUGAUCUGGGACAUUCAGCAGAUGCCGCGAGCAAUUGAAGACCCCAUCCUAGCUUACACGGCGGCCGAGGGUGAGGUCAACCAGAUCCAGUGGGGCGCCACACAGCCUGACUGGAUCGCAAUCUGUUAUAACCGACACACUGAGAUACUCAGAGUUUAAACCAAUUAGAUCACCAAAAACGCAUCUACUUGUAUUACCCCUCGUUAACAACUACCCUGAUGACUCUUCCAUAAAAUAAUCUUACCAGGUAAUACAGAAAAUAAUAAAUUGCCUUAAAACAUUACGAACAUUACUAUACGUUUUGGUAUUGUAAUACACUGUGAUGACAACUAUACAGAACCAACAAGUAUCGCCAACAUGACCUGCAUAGACAAUUGAAACAAAUUCCAACUCACAUCUACAUAUGUGAUGACUAUCUCUAAUAUGCAAAGGCAGAUAGCUGCAACUUAAAAAUUGGCAUUUUUGGCAAUCAGUAAUCUUUUUUAUAUAAUUAUUACUAUACUUACCCUCUUGGUCAUACUUAAAUCUGAGAUUA